AUGAACCCACAAAAAAAGCGUUUAGAGCAGCUGAAGGCCCGACGGGAGGCCCAGGAAGCCGCCGAGAAACAGCAGCUACAAAUCCAUAAUAGUAAAAGUAAGAAGAAGAUGACGUCAGGAGAAGCGGUGACACCGGAGGAAACGAAUGUGAAAAUGAGCGCGGAGAGUGUCGACUAUGAAUACUCCGUGGAAGAGGACUACGAGGACGAAGAAUACAAAUCCGCAAAAAAUGAAAUCGUCAAUAAGCUGCUAAUCGAAGAAAAACGUCUUAAAAAGUCAGCUAGGCUCGCUGUGGAAAACGAAAAGAAAUUAAACUCAGUUCUGGAAGAAUUCAAUAAACGAUUCGAUGAUUUCGAAUCGCUUUUAGAUCAAAUGUUGGAAGAAGUGGCAGGGUAUAAGAAGAACUCCAUGGUGACGUAUACGACAAUGUUGGAGAGUAAUUCCGAAGUGAUGGAACUCGUCAACAGUCUGUCCAUCAUGUCGGUCUUCGAGAUUAUGGCUUGUGAUCCGUUGAUUAAUUCGUUGACCUCUUGA
Molecule: messenger RNA, 534 nt
Organism: Caenorhabditis briggsae
Lineage: Eukaryota; Metazoa; Nematoda; Chromadorea; Rhabditida; Rhabditidae
Exons: 4
Coding region: 1-534 (177 amino acids)
Source: RefSeq, a predicted model, not a curated record